Messenger RNA from Oryzias melastigma (Indian medaka), 2197 nucleotides. Its product is annotated as long-chain fatty acid transport protein 6. Bases 122 to 1471 code for a protein of 449 amino acids. Lineage: Eukaryota; Metazoa; Chordata; Actinopteri; Beloniformes; Adrianichthyidae. Gene Ontology annotation, molecular function: long-chain fatty acid-CoA ligase activity; long-chain fatty acid transmembrane transporter activity. The transcript has 5 exons. The record is from RefSeq and is a predicted model, not a curated record.
UUGCUCCGGUGUGGACACCCCAUGCUGAACGCACGUUCAUGAACUUGUGUUGAGCGCCUUCUUGAACACACACGCGUGCGCGCACACAUGCGUGAAGUACCUGACGCUUUUGUAACUUUCUAUGUCCAGCCUCUUUCAUUUUGAAGAAAUUUGUUCCGGUGUCAGUGGGCCGGUGCAGGGCCGUGUUCUCCUGUCGCCGGUGUUGUGUGACGUCACAGUGAGGCGCGUGGCAGCGCGGUGUGAACCCGGACUCCCGCUCGGUAACAUGGCUCUGUCUCUGAGUCUGUGCUUCCUCUCAGCUGCGGUCUCUGGACUUGUCUGCGCGCUCGUCCUGCAGCCUCUCUGCUUCCCGUACUUCUGGCGGGACCUGCUCUUCCUGCUGAAGGUGGUUCGGUCCGGUGUGAAGCUGGAGCUCUACAGGUGGAGGCGCGACGUGCGCACAGUCCUCGAUAGGUUCGUGGAACAGGCGCGGCGCAUCCCCGACAAGCCGUUCAUCAUCUACGAUGGAAGCGCGCGCACCUACCGGGACGUGGACCGGCGCAGCGAGCGGCUCGCCCGCGUGUUUCUGAACACGGCGGAGCUGAAGAAAGGAGACUGUGUCGCCAUGCUCAUGAACAACGAACCGGAUUACCUGUGCGUGUGGUUCGGUCUGGCUAAGGUGGGCUGCACGGUGGCGUUCCUCAACACGAACAUCAGAUCCAGAUCUGUGCUGCACUGCCUGGACUGCUGUGGAGCCAGAACCCUGAUCGUGGGUUCAGAUUUAUUGGAGUGUCUGGAAAGCAUUCUGCUUGAUCUGCAACAGAAAAACAUUCAAGUAUGGACUAUGAAGAGCCAUAUGAAGCACACACUAGUGCGCUCUUUGCUUGAUCAGCUUGAUGUAGAGUCAGACGAUCGAGUACCUGCAGAGCUGCGAGCAACCACCGCCAUCGAUACUCCAAUGAUGUACAUCUUUACCUCUGGAACAACAGGGCUCCCUAAAGCUGCAGUGAUCACUCACCUUCAGAGCCUGAAGGCAGCAUCUGGAUUCUGGGCAUUUGGAGCGACUGAAUCAGAUGUGAUUUACACGGCUCUGCCUCUUUACCACAGUGCAGCCUCAUUGGUAGGAAUAGGAGGAACCAUUGAGCUUGGUGCAACUUGUGUCUUAAAGAAAAAGUUCUCAGCAUCACAAUUUUGGCCUGACUGCAGAAAUCAUGGAGUGACAAUAUUCCAGUAUAUUGGUGAACUUUGCAGAUAUCUCUGCAACCAGCCUAAGACAGAAAUGGAUCAAGCACAUAAAGUAAGAAUGGGAGUCGGGAAUGGGCUGCGGCAAGAUGUAUGGCGAGACUUUCUGUUUCGUUUUGGAAACAUUAAAAUGUGUGAAAUUUAUGGCUCCACUGAGGGAAACUUGUGCUUUAUGAACCACAUUGGCAAGAUUGGAGCUGUGGGACGUUCCAAUGUCUUCUACAAGGUGAGUAUCCAAAAUCCAGGAUAAUACAGGGUCAUUGCUACAAAAUGAAAUGAAUGAAUGAUGUUGUGAAAUGCAGAAUUUAUUACCAACCAAAUUCUUCAGCAUCUUUCUGACUCGGGUUGUAGUGCAGCGGAAAUGAUCAGUCAAUCAACGAUGGAGCUUCUGUCAUGAGUGGGCCAGAGGUGGGGUUCAGGCAUUAUUGCAAAAGAGGGUAGGGAAAGAUAUUCCUUAUAUCCUCUGCUAGAACCACCAGCUGCAUUUGGGAGUGGUCCAUGCGACCUGUUCUGUCCACUGUUGGCCAUGCAGAAAACUCCUCGACUCUUUGCCAGCCUGUGAGGAGAGCUCUUCUCAACAUUUUGGACAUAGCCAUUGUAGGGAUGGAAACAAGAUUCUCCAGAAGCAAUCUAGAGCUGAUGAAAGCAGUUAAUAGUCUUCAACCUCAAUCUCACUCUUUUCUGGAUGUUGUCAUGUUAAAAUGACAUGAAGUGAUAGUGACAAACUUUCCAAUUGGAUUCUUGUUUACAAAAACAAUGUUGAAACUAGAGUUCAAAAAGACUGAUGCUGGUGGCAACGUAGAGUUUGUAGAUCUCUCCAUCGUUUGCAAAUAUCUACAUAUAAAAACACCUUUCCACAGCUCUAUGGUACAUGUGACCUCCAUUGUGAUUGGUGGAUCAUCAACAUCAUGUGAAAGCUCUUUCUCUGCUUUGUCUCCAGUUCUUACCCCCUUCUGCUGCACCAUGCUACAUGCAA